GUUCCACCAAAGUCUUUACAGUAAAAAGAUUGAACACUUUGCCGACUUCGCGUAACGCUUUGCAUCGAUUUACGUGUAAGAUAAUUUCUGUGUCUAGUCUUUCAAUUGUAGUGUCUUUGAUAUGAAGAUAAAUCGCGCGCCCUCUUUCGCUCAUUAGACGAAAAAUUUGAGAGCUAGAAAGGUAGCUCUCGUAUUUUGUCAACGAGAAGAAAAAUCAACGCUUAAAUGACGCAUUUUGAGGGAUAUUCAUCAAAUUAUGAGUAAUUGACUUCACAUCGUUUCGUAAGUUUCGUAGGAGGACUUCAUUCUGUAAGUCCUCGUAUUAAUUUUUCGUAAAUUAACGAUAUUUGUUGAAUGCGCCGUGCCUUCAAUUAUUCUGUAGUCGGCGGCUGAGAUGUAGCCGUGGGUGGAUAUAACCUUGUUCUCAGUUACAUCUCCAUGCGUUGCAAAAUAAGGGUAGCAAUGUUUGGCUUAUUUUCUCUUUUUCUUUUGGACAAAUGCUUGAUUUUGUUACACUGUCUGUUUCCAUUACAGCUAUUCAUCAUAUAACUUGGCUCUUAAGUAAAUUUGAUUCUUUAAAUUAUUUUUUCUUAAUUAAAAAUAGAGAUUGAAAAAUGAAAAUUUUCUUACCAUAUUACUUUCCACCAAUAGAGGGCGUACACAAAAAUACGCCCAAAAUGUAAGUUUUUGAGCGCUCUGGUGAAUACAAAAAUUAUUCCCUGGUUACUACUGAAAAAUAAAUUGCAACUGUAUGGAAAUUAGUAAUUUUGGUCACAAAAGUGACAUUUUAAUGAUUUUUUAAAGUGUGUGCUGUGUACAGCAUUGGCAUACCAUAGUCCUACCUGUAGAUUCCCCACAGGCAGGAUGGUUGCAGUGAACAAGUGCAUAAACAUGGCCAUUGAGUCCCCUGUACAGAUAGAGCUAGAAGUAGAACUUCGGUCUUCUGUAUUUGGUGAGUGGAGCCAACGGAGUUCAGCGGAACAACCAACAUAACAGAGACCGAAGCUUUUGGUCUAUGCCUGCGCUAACCCAGGCCAGGCCAACCAGUACCUACCAGGGAGCUCCAGCCCGUGAAGUGGGUCGGAGCCCAGGACUCGUCCGUGUAAUAUUAUUAGGCAGAGCCAGAGGGUACUCUCCAAAAUGGGGUAGAAUGGGGUCGCAAUGGUCAAUUUUAAUGUGCCAAUAUUUAAUCAAUUUUAAAAGAUACCAAUAUACAUGGUCAAUUUUUAUAUGCAAAUAAUUCAAUCAAUUCUAAAAGACCAAUAUACUUGGUCAAUUUUUAUAAUAUGCCAACAGUCAACUUCAAAUGAUAUCAAUCAAUUUUUAUGUGCCAAUACUUUGUUCAGUUUCAAAAUAUACCAAUAUACAUGGUCAAUUUGUAUGUGCCAAUACUUUGUUUGAUUUCAAAAUAUACCAAUAUACAUGGUCAAUUUUUAUGUGACAAUACUUUGGUCAAUUUUAAAAGAUACCAAUAUACAUGUAGUACUUGGUCAAUAUUUAUGUGACAAUACUCAGUUUCAAAAUAUACCAUACUUGGUCAAUUUCAAAAGAUACCAAUACAUGUAUACUUGGUAAAUUCUUAUGUACUUAUACUUAGGUUAAUUCAAGAUGUGCCAAGCAAUGUCAAUUUCAAGAUGUGCCAAUUUUUGUCAAUAUCAAUGUGCCAAUUUUUAUCACUUAACCACAAAAUGUGUCAAUUUUCAUAACUUUUAAGAUACAUUAAUUGACAUUGAUAAUUUAAUAAGUAAUUGUCAUGUCCAGCAUCCAAUUUACAUGUAGGUCCAUUUAUCCAAAAGAAUAAAGCUCAUGUUAUCGUAAAUAAUGUAGGCCUACUCUCCACUAAGUUGCUUCACAGGGAUAAAUUCAAAUACUUAAGUUUCCCUAGUUAACUCUAUCAGAUUCAGUUCUUUCAGUUUUAGAUGUUUAUAUGUUUUUUUAGUCAGUGCUUACGUAGAAUCUUAUCUUCGAUAUCUGUGCAUGCAACCAACUGUCAAUAUUGUAAUCUAUAGUUACAAACAAAUGAGUUUAGUAUUACUUGAAAACUUCAAAUGAAGUAAACUUGGGAAAUCACACACAUUAGCAGCACCCCUGGUCAAAGGAUUAGGCAGGAGUUACAUGUAGGAAAAAUUAUUUAUGAAUGUAUACAUGUAUGCCUAUCUAUUUUCUUACACUUAAAACUUCCUCAUAUGUUUGCACAUUUAUAUUUACUUUCAAUAUCAGAGUAAUUGGUCACUUUGAGACAACUCGAUGUUCUUCAAGUGACUGGGAUCAUUGAUCACUCUUCAUUUCAAUCUGGGAAAACCAUGUCUGGAUUAACGGCAUCAAAUGGUGUUGAAUCCGACCAAGAACUUCUCCUCUCCCUUGAUGCAGAGGCAGAUGAGGGUCUCCAUGGCAAUGGAACAUCAAUCAGUGCUCUCUCUCAAGCCAUCCAGAAUCAGCAGAGACCAAUAACCAACAAAGAGAUUGGACACUCAGUUAAGACUAAGGAGUAUGUUUUGUACCUUGAGAGGUGGUAUGUUUUGGCUGUGUUCUCAUUGAUGUCAUUCAUCCAGUGUUUAGCCUGGAAUACAUGGGGACCUAUAGAAGACACAGCAUCGAUAGUUUUACAUUGGGACCCUGGUCAGUUUGCUUUGCUGGCUAACUGGGGCUGUAUCACAUUUCUCGUGUCUGCAUUCUUCUUUUCAUGGCUUUUACAUGUCAGAGGUCUGCGUAUAGCUGUGCUUCUUACUGGAGGCCUGUUGGUGAUUGGUGUUGGAGUGAGGUGCAUCCCGGUUCCUGUUCAUAUGAUGAAAUGGACUAUGAAUAUUGGGCAUAUCUUCAUUGGACUAGCUGGACCGAUUAUGAUGUCUGCCGUCACAUCAAUAUCAGCUACCUGGUUUCCUACUAAUGAACGAACCACAGCUACAGCUAUAUCAUCUACCUUACCCUACCUAGGUCUAGCAACAUCAUUUGUGCUUGGGCCAGAGAUUGUUGGCAACAUAAAAAAUGGAACAACAACCCCACCCCCAUUUACAGUACCAGAAGGAAAUAUAUCAUUCCAGUAUAACCAUACAGAUGAUGACAUGGAAAGACAUCUUAAAGGAAUCCAUAUUCUCAUGUACAUAGAAUUUGGUGCAGCUGCCUUGGUGUAUCUAGCAGCUUUGAUUCGUUUUCCUGCUCGACCAUUGACCCCUCCAACUGCCUCAGCUAUUGCCAAGAGAGAAGACAUGAUUGCUGGGCUGAAAGCUAUUGUCAAGAACGUAUCCUUUUGGAUUCCGGCACUAGCCUAUGCUAUCAGCAGUGGUGCAUACAAUGGGUGGACUGCUCAGAUGGUUGCCAUUUUCAAUGACCAUGUUGACCAGACUACAUGUGGCUGGAUAGGUUGCUAUACCAAUUUGGCAGCAUUAUUUGGUGGAAUCGCAAUUGGAAGAUGUGCAGAUUAUUUCACUGGAAAAAUGAAAGCAAUUCUUCUCGUCCUCAUCAUAGCAUCGUGUGCAACUCUCACUUGGUCUAUACUACUUGCCAAUGAUUACAUUCCUUACAAUUUAACUUGUCUAUAUGUCUCUGUCAUCCUAUUUGGAUUGUUCCUCAACUCCACCAUCCCACUCUUCAUGGAGAUAACUGUUGAGAGUGCAUUCCCCAUUGGUGAAGAAACAACCACCAUUCUCAUGACUUGGUUGAACAAUCUCUUUGCUCUCUGCUUCCUCAUAUUACCCAUGAUCCCAUCAAUAGAUAAAGACUUUGACUGGUUAAACUGGGUGAUGCUUGGAUCUACUAUCAUCUGUAUCCCUUUGAUGAUAUUCUUUAAAGAGCAUUAUAACAGACUUGACUUUGAUGUAAGUCAUCCUACUCAAGAUAAUGACUCACCAAACAAUCAUCAUACACAAGGCAACCAAAUCAAUGGAGAUAUUUAUGCAUGAUCCAUCCAGGCGUCAUGGUAUAGUGGUUUAUUCAUGUGACAAUAAAUCAGAAAAUUGAGGUCCAGAUUGUACACAGGGACAAAGUUUAUUCUACCAAAUUAUCCAAAUUUAUGGGUGUCACUCUUCAUGUAAAAUGUAUAUGUUAAAUGAUACCCCUUUUUUAAAGAUUGUGCAGAAAUCUUAGUAUCUUAAUUCUUUUUGAUUUGGAUAGAAACACUUAAUAGCCAACUUUGGUUUUCAAUUUUGGAGUUAGAUGCAAUUUUUUUUCUCUGACAAUCAAUUACCGGUAUCAUAUUGAGGCCAGUUAUUUGACUUAAAACAAUUAUGCAUAAUUUCAAUGAAGUCAAUUUUGAUAUUGAAGUCAACUUUUUACAAAAUUCAGUUAAUUUACUGAAGUCAAAUAUUUUCUAAAGUUUAUAAUUUCUACAGAAUUUAGUGAUAUUUUUAAUAGGAGUUUAAGUAAAGGAUACCUUCCGUGAGAAACUUAAAUGAUUAUUGGGAUACCUUCACCAACAGAGCUAAAUUUAGAUGCAUUAGUAUUUAGCUGUGCCAGUUUUAUAAGCAUACAUUGUGAUAUGUGACAUGUACAUAUGACGUGCACAUGUACUUUGUCUUUUAUUUUCCCCAACAACAAUUUAAUAUCAUAAAGUUUAUUGGGCUUGAUAUUGCCUGAAUAAAGUAAAAAUAUUCAGAGUAUUGAACUGUAAGAAAAUAUCAAAGCCAAGCAGAACAUUUUUUUAAUCUUGUGUAUUUAACCUUUUAACCUUUAACAGUGUUUGUAAUAAGACUAUAAUAAAUCAUUGAUUCUCAGUUUCUUUUUGUUUCUGGGAAGCAUGGAAUUUUAUGCCAUUUGUGUACUCAUAUACCUCUGUAAUAAGUCGAAAGUCUAUCUUGAAAGGUGUGUAUUUAUGUGUGAGGGCUCUUGUAUGUGUGUUUAUAACUGUUAUUUCAUAAAUCUAUAUCAAUGAUUUAUGAUUAUAUGCAUCUAUCACUGUAUGAAAGAUGUGAUAUGGACAGGAAAAUUGCCACCAUUAAUCUUUCAAACCAUAUGAAGUAGGUGAGUAACUAAGUUAUCAUGCUUAUAAGUGAACUGCCUUCUCUACUUCUAUUGAAUGCAGUAUUACUUAUGAAGUGCAAUCAUAUUUUAAUUGGAUUAUUUUUAGGGGGCCCUGUGAACAAAUAUUUGAACAAAUACAUGCAAAAAAAAGAAAUUAUCAAAAUAACAAAGAAGACAAGUAAAAAUAAUUGCUACUAAAUACAUAAAAUGUGAUGAUAGUAUUGGGGAAUAACACAAUAUGCCAAAAUCUACUUAUGGAAAAUUGUUUUACCAUUGUAAAUUACCAUUUAUGGCAAAAUAAUGAUUAUGCAAAGCAACACAUCAUGGCCAAGGUCUUGUAAAAACAUUUAAGUUUAGUAUAAUUAUGUUUUUGUAUUUCUAUGUGUUUCUGAUUUUAUUGAAAAGCAAUCAUAGUUCAACCAGGAUUUAAAGGGAGGUUUCGAUAAGGAGUGGACCAGUUUUAUACCUCUUUGAAUCCUUGUCAUGAUUGCUUUAUGAUUGUUAAUUUUGGGUCAAAGUUCGAAUGAAACUGGUUUUUUUUCUUGAAAAUUUGAAUAUUUGUAUAUUCACAUCUGGGUAUAUCUUACAUUUCAUUCAUAAAUUUUAUAUUUAAUUGAUCAUUGUGGAAGUCAAUUAAAAACUGACCUCUAUAUCCUGAUAUCUUUUGAUAAUUUUAUCAAAUGCAAGAGACAUUGAUGUUAAAAUGGAUUUUGGUAAAGUGUUUCUUAACAGUAUUCAUUUGCAAUAUACCUUAGCUGCAAUGACUGUAAUGUAUAUAUUUAAAAUUGUAUUUAGUAGAAAUGUAUAACUUUUAUAUCUGGAUUUUACUUCGAUAUUUUUGAGAUGCCAAGUUGUUCAUGUUAUAUUUUUAUAUCUGAAUUAUACUAGACCUCUAUAUUUUUUAUAUAUUCUAAAACUGUGCAUUCCUGCAUUCCAUUAAAUCAUCAUUUUGUUUAAUGAAUAA
Lytechinus pictus (painted urchin) is the source of this 5920-nucleotide messenger RNA. Its product is annotated as solute carrier family 49 member 4 homolog. Lineage: Eukaryota; Metazoa; Echinodermata; Echinoidea; Temnopleuroida; Toxopneustidae. The coding region runs from base 2304 to 3899 and encodes 531 amino acids. Gene Ontology annotation, cellular component: intracellular membrane-bounded organelle; membrane. Gene Ontology annotation, molecular function: transmembrane transporter activity. The transcript is spliced from 13 exons. The record is from RefSeq and is a predicted model, not a curated record. Gene Ontology annotation, biological process: transmembrane transport.